CGUGGCCAGGCCCGGUCCGGCCGGAAGAAUGAGGCAAGGCCGCCGCCGCCGCCGAGGACCUGGAUUCCAAUCCUGCUCCUCGCCCGGAUUCCCGGGUGACCUUGGGCGCGUCACCCGAGUCUCAGUUUCCCCGGGGCUAGACCGAGAGAUCUCGAAGGCGCCGUCCGGCCCCAGCUCUCCCUGACGACGAAAAUCCUGAGUUCCCACAUGUUACGAACUAUCGGACGCCAUCGAUGUGUUGGCUUUGCUGAAUUGCUUUUUUCCUCCUUUUUUAUUUGGGAUUUAUAAGGUAUCUAACGAGGGAAAAGCAUAUGUGUGUUUCAGAAAUUAAGAUUUCUUCAACCCUUGAGAUUGUUGGAGACACCCUGGGGAUAGAGUGAAACGAGAGUUGGGAAUCGCUUGGGCAAGACAAAGAGCUGCUUGUUCUCCGCCAUAUCAGUUGAUUCCGGGAAGAUGACUGGCCUCUCACAAUAACACAUGUUACUGAAUCUUAUCACUUAAAUUGACACUCCAAAAAAGGAUGGCUUUGAAUAAAUCAAUGCAUGCAAGAAACAGGUACAAGGAUAAGCCUCCUGAUUUUGCGUAUCUGGCAUCCAAGUACCCAGACUUUAAGCAGCAUGUCCAAAUAAAUCUGACUGGAAGAGUAAGUCUUAACUUCAAGGACCCUGAAGCUGUCCGAGCUUUGACUUGCACUCUUUUAAAGGAGGACUUUGGACUUUCCAUUGAUAUCCCAUUGGAAAGGCUCAUUCCUACAGUUCCACUGCGACUCAACUAUAUCCACUGGGUGGAAGAUCUGAUUGGCCCUUGGGAUCCGGCCAGGAGUGCCCUCCGCCGAGGGAUUGACAUCGGUACAGGAGCAUCUUGCAUCUAUCCUUUACUUGGAGCAACUCUCAAUGGCUGGUAUUUCCUUGCAACAGAAGUGGAUGAUAUGUGCUUUAAUUAUGCUAAGAAAAAUGUGGAACAGAAUAAUUUAUCUGAUCUCAUAAAAGUGGUUAAAGUACCACAGAAGACACUCCUAAUGGAUGCUCUUAAAGAGGAAUCUGAGAUCAUUUAUGAUUUUUGCAUGUGCAACCCUCCCUUUUUUGCCAACCAGUUGGAAGCCAAGGGAGUAAACUCUCGAAAUCCUCGUAGGCCUCCCCCAAGUUCUGUAAACACUGGGGGUAUCACUGAAAUCAUGGCAGAAGGAGGGGAAUUAGAGUUUGUCAAAAGAAUUAUCCAUGACAGUUUGCAGCUGAAGAAAAGACUGAGAUGGUACAGCUGCAUGCUUGGAAAGAAAUGCAGUCUGGCUCCAUUGAAGGAGGAGCUUCGGAUACAAGGGGUCCCCAAAGUCACCCACACUGAAUUCUGUCAGGGGCGCACAAUGAGAUGGGCUUUGGCUUGGAGCUUUUAUGAUGACGUGACUGUGCCUUCACCUCCAUCUAAGAGAAGAAAACUAGAAAAGCCUAGGAAGCCCAUUACAUUUGUAGUAUUAGCAGCCAACAUCAAAGAAUUAUUCCUCAAAGCUUCUGCUGUGGGCUCCGAGACUGUGGAAGGCAUAGCAGUUAUUACAACAUGGCUUGAAAAAAUCCUCACUGAUCUGAAGGUCCAGCAUAAACGCGUGCCCUGUGGAAAAGAAGAAUUCAGUCUAUUCCUAACAGCCAUAGAAAACUCUUGGGUUCAUUUAAGGAGGAAGAAAAGAGACAGAGUAAGGCAAUUGAGAGAAGUUCCUCGAGCCUCCGAAGACUUCAUUCAAGCUAUGGAAGAGGAGAAACCUGUUCCCAAAGAGAUGGAAAUUAACCCAGAUUGCACCAAGUGCCCUGAUGAGAGCUCCCCCUCCAGGCCUGCCAUGUAUGGAGCCGAACCAGCUGUGUCUGAAAGUCACCACCCAGAUAAUAGCCAAGACCCAAUGGAGGAGGAAGGGCCUGAGAAAAAGGGAAGGACAGAGGUUUUAGAAAGUGUUAGGGGCUCUUUCUGUGCCACUGAGGAGCUAGAUUCUCUUGAAGAAGUUGCCAAUACAGUGGCUGAAAGAGAGAAGAAUUCUCAAGGGGCUCCUGGACAUUAUCUGUUUAAGUGUUUAAUAAAUGUCAGGAAGGAGGCAAACGAUGACGCAGUGGUAGAGAUGCAUUGGGUUGAGGGCCAGAACAGGGACUUAAUGAACCAGCUCUGUACGUAUUUACGCAACCAAAUUUUCAGGCUUGUUGCUAGUUAGCCACAAACAAAUUCCUGGCACAGCUGGUCAGUCAGAUGUAAAGCAGCUUGCCUUUUAGAACUUUUUUUUUUACUAAUUCAGGGGAAAAAUCAAUGACACUAGCACGAAUUUUUUUUUAAGACAAUUUCAGUGAGUCAACCCUGGGCUGGAUUUUUUUGUUUUGUUUGUUUAGAUGCAGGGAAUCGCUGUGAAGUGACAUCGAAGGAAAUGUCCUGGAUGUUGGUAACAAUAAAAAGCUACCAGGAGGCUGGGACUGUGGACGGA
This is a messenger RNA of Phascolarctos cinereus (koala), 2452 nucleotides long. It is a transcript of the gene METTL16, whose product is annotated as methyltransferase 16, RNA N6-adenosine. Lineage: Eukaryota; Metazoa; Chordata; Mammalia; Diprotodontia; Phascolarctidae. Gene Ontology annotation, biological process: rRNA base methylation. Gene Ontology annotation, molecular function: 23S rRNA (adenine(1618)-N(6))-methyltransferase activity. Gene Ontology annotation, cellular component: nucleus. The record is from RefSeq and is a predicted model, not a curated record.